CCCUACUGUUCGUUCUGAUUGCGUAUUGCCUGUAUCAGGCAUAUAGCUACGCUCUCACACUCUCUUUGUCCUUCAUUAACCUCUUCCGCUCUCCUUCAUUUCUUUUGCGAAUUCAAUUUCCUACCGCCAAUUCAAUCGAAGGACAAAAAGGCACCAUGACCCCGAAAUUGGCUGCAGCACGGUAUGGCAAGGAUAAUGUCCGCGUCUACAAGGUGCAUCGCAACGAGGAGACAGGCGUCCACACCGUCGUUGAGAUGACAGUAUGCGUCCUGCUCGAAGGGGAUAUCGAGACGUCUUACACCAAAGCCGAUAACAGCGUCGUCGUCGCCACGGACUCCAUGAAAAACACAAUUUACAUCAUGGCCAAGCUAUACCCGGUGACUCCGCCGGAACUCUUCGCCUCCAUCCUCGGUUCCCACUUCACAGCCACAUACCCGCACAUCCACACCGCGCACGUCGACAUCGUCACCCUCCGCUGGGCACGUAUGACAUUUGAUGGAAAACCACAUCCCCACUCCUUCCUCCGCGACGGUACGGAAACCCGCAACGUCUCCGCCACCGUCUCCGAAGGAAACAGCGGCAGCAAAGACAUCACCUCACUAACCAGUACAAUCAGCCUAACCUCCUCUAUCUCGGGCCUCUCCGUCCUAAAAUCCACAAACUCACAAUUCCACAACUUCAUCCGGGACGAGUACACCACGCUCCCCGAAACCUGGGACCGGGUGCUAAGCACCAACGUCGACGCCAACUGGAUGUGGCAGCCCUUCACGUCCGUCGACGCCGUGAAGCACUUGAGCUGGCACAAGGGCCUCAAGAACACGGGUAAAAACGCGGAAGUUUACGUACCGCAGUCGGGCCCGAAUGGUCUUAUCAAGUGCAAAGUGGGCCGGGCCGGAGAAAACCGUCGGGAGACGCCGAAGUUAUAG
Histoplasma capsulatum G186AR is the source of this 926-nucleotide messenger RNA. Its product is annotated as uricase. Bases 156 to 926 code for a protein of 256 amino acids. Gene Ontology annotation, biological process: urate catabolic process; purine nucleobase catabolic process. NCBI's taxonomy places the organism in Eukaryota, Fungi, Ascomycota, Eurotiomycetes, Onygenales, Ajellomycetaceae. Gene Ontology annotation, molecular function: urate oxidase activity. The transcript has 3 exons. Gene Ontology annotation, cellular component: peroxisome. The record is from RefSeq and is a predicted model, not a curated record.